CUUCUUUUCUCCCCCCGUAAAGAAAACCAAACGCUUUUAGGGACGAUAAAGCUUCAGUUGUAUUCAUAGAUACAUAUUUAGCACACUACACCAACACCAAAGAAUCAUGGUUAUGAAAACCAUACCGAAGAGUUAUACGGUGGCAGCGGUUGCCUCGUUCAUCGUUCUGGUGACGUAUCUUGCUCUCUUCUCCUCCGUAUCUGAUCUUCAGUUGAUUCCUUCCCUAAGUUCCUCUCAAGGCACGUCAUUGCAACAAACGUGGGAAUCCAGAACCAUAAGAAUCGACCAGGCCCCGCAAGAGAUGACUUCAUCAACAAUCACAUGCGACCGUUCCCACACUGACUACGAUCUCUGCUCAAUCAACGGCACCUGUAGUCUUGACCAAAGAACUGGAACUUUGGCUCUCAUGGACCCCAUUUCCUCCACGUCAGCACCAAUUGUCGAAAAGAUCAGACCAUACCCAAGAAAAACAGACAAUUGGGUCAUGCCUAGAAUCAAAGAGCUAACACUAACCUCAGGCACAUUGGUAUAUACCAGAUCAUGUGAUAUAACACAUGAUUCACCGGCUAUUGUGUUCAGCGCUGGAGGUUAUACUGGAAGCAUCUAUCACGAUUUCAUUGAUGGUUUCAUUCCCCUCUUCAUCACGGCCAAUUCGAUCUACCCCGACCAUGAUUUCAUCAUUGUGGUAGUCAAUCCCAAGGAAUGGUGGAUGCCAAGAUACAUGGAUGUUCUAGGUGCGUUUACCAAACACAAAACCAUAUUACUAGAGAAUGAAAAUGCUUCUUCUAUUACACAUUGUUUCACUUCAGCUUUUGUGGGGCUGAUUUCACAUGGGCCCAUGUUAAUAGACCCGAUCCGAUUACCUAACUCCAAAUCGUUAGUGGACUUUCACAAUCUUUUAGACAAAGCCUACAACACAAACCUAUCUACGCUCGAAUCCCAAAAGCCUCGUCUAAUAUUGGUCAGUCGAUAUGGCAACGUUGGUCGAGUGAUACUAAACGAGAAGCAUAUCAAAGAGAUGCUUGAAGAUGUUGGAUUCGAGGUAAUCAUAUUCAGACCAUCAAAAACCACGAGCUUGAAAGAAGCGUAUAAGCUUAUAAAGUCGAGCCACGGGAUGGUCGGGGUUCAUGGUGCAGCAUUGACACAUUUGUUGUUUCUUAGACCCGGUUCUGUUUUGGUUCAGAUUGUUCCGCUUGGGUUAGGUUGGGUGGCUAAAACGUGCUUUGAAUAUCCAGCUAAGGGAAUGGAGUUGGAGUAUACUGAGUAUCGAGUGAAUGUGGGAGAAAGCAGUUUGGUAGAGAAGUAUAGUAAAGAUGAUUUGGUUUUGAAAGAUCCGAUUGCUUAUAGAGGAGUGGAUUGGAAUGCAACUAAAAUGAAUGUUUAUUUGAAAGAACAAGAUGUUAGACUAGAUGUGAACCGGUUUAGAGAACAUAUGAAUAAAGCAUACGAGAAAGCUAAGACUUUUAUGGACAUAGACGGUUAAUUCACGUUUCUGUUUUGUGAUUAUAAUGAUUUGUCUAUUUUUGAGUUAAUUUACCUUUUU
This is a messenger RNA of Brassica oleracea var. oleracea, 1543 nucleotides long. Its product is annotated as protein O-linked-mannose beta-1,4-N-acetylglucosaminyltransferase 2-like. Bases 107 to 1483 code for a protein of 458 amino acids. NCBI's taxonomy places the organism in Eukaryota, Viridiplantae, Streptophyta, Magnoliopsida, Brassicales, Brassicaceae. The record is from RefSeq and is a predicted model, not a curated record. Gene Ontology annotation, molecular function: glycosyltransferase activity. The transcript has 2 exons.